AUGCUCAUCCUCAUUGCCGGAAUUUCAGGCUCCUUUGGUCAAUUGCUCGCCAAAGUCGCUCUCUCUCGCGGUCUCUCAGUCCGCGGCUUCGGCCGCAACCCAACCACUCUCAACCCCGACAUAUUCUCUCAGCUCGAAUCUUUCGUCCAGAGCGCAAACUACUACGACAUACCAGCUCUCAAAAAAGCCGUAUCCGGAGUCGACGUAGUUAUCAACGCCUAUGCACCAACUCCAGUCCUAGACCUCGAUGGCCAUCUCCUCCUCCUGCGUGCCGCGGAGCGAGCUGAUGUUAAGAUCUUCAUCGCUUCCUCGUGGAGUAGAGACUGGACGAACAUUCAGUUCGGAGAUUUUGAGCAUUACAAUAACCACAAGGCUUUCCAGCACCAAGUUGCUAAUACCAGCCCCAUCAAGCCAGUCUACAUCAUCAACGGGAUUUUUGCAGACUUGUUAUGGUCACCCUAUGGACCUGGAGCAUUUGAAGCUGGGGAGAAGCCGAGGAUGAAAUAUUGGGGAGAUCAUGGGAAAACCGAUAAGCAUCCGUGGAUUGCUCAAGCUGAUGCGGCGGAGUGGACCAUUGAUAUUUUGUUGCAUGGCGAGGGUGUACAAGCUGGCAAAGGGGGGAUCUUCAAAAUUCAGACCGGCAACACCACUAUCGAGGAGCUGGCUGCCGUGUAUGAGAACGUAUGUGGGACCAAGGUUGAACUUGUACGGGAGGGUAGCGUGGGGGAACUUGAAUCGAAGUUGGUAGAGAUGAGAAAAUUGCCUGCGCCGUUGGCGUAUUUUGGAUGGAUGUCUGAGGCUGCGGCGUUGGUGGCUAGUAAGGGGUUGUGGGAGAUGAAAAGGGUGGACAGGUUGACGCAGUUCAGAACGCCUAUGCCCCUUGGGCGGUGGUUGAAGGAGAAGAUGAGUACUGCUUGA
Glarea lozoyensis ATCC 20868 is the source of this 918-nucleotide messenger RNA. RefSeq names its product NAD(P)-binding Rossmann-fold containing protein. The record is from RefSeq and is a predicted model, not a curated record. NCBI's taxonomy places the organism in Eukaryota, Fungi, Ascomycota, Leotiomycetes, Helotiales, Helotiaceae. The transcript has a single exon. The coding region runs from base 1 to 918 and encodes 305 amino acids.